GUAUUCAUGUAAUGUGUCAAAUGCAUAGUAUAUGUUGCUCUCAAGCACGACUCACCAUCGCAUCUCACCUUCUUUCAUAUAUUUAGAUCUGGAAUCUUUUUCUCUAGCUUGUUGCUAAGAUCUUCUAAAUACCUCUAAUCUUUUUGGCGAUCUUUGCUCCUUUUAACAGCUGCUCAUUAUUAUAAAGAACUUAGGAUUCUUGAAGAUGAUGUUUUGUUUUCUCAGGAAGUAGAUCUUUCCCUCUCCUGCUUCGUGCUCCCAUUCUCUUCUUGAGAGCAGCUCUCUUAGAUCUACUACUACUUCUUCACUUAGAACUGUGAGAGAAAUUGUCUUCAUUAUAAGCAAGUCUUGGAUUCUGUUAAGUUCAGAUUUCUACUACUACUGCUGCUACAAGUGUACAGAAAAUGUGCAUCCAGCAAAAUAAUUUCUGCUUUCUUGAAAGAGAUCCCAGAUCCAGUGAAUCUUCACCAACGUCGCUGAAAUCGUUCGUCAUCGUCUCAGCUUAGUUCCAACGCCGAAAACUACUACAAUCAUGAGUCUACAGGUUUUCAUAGUUGAUGACAAAUGGGUUGCUAAAACAUCAUUGGUAACGAAGUUUCUCCAUGAUAACCCUGGGGAUGCGAAUGGACGGCAAAAUCAAGAGUAUGAAAAACAAAUCUGGAUUGAUAAUCGAAAGUGGAAUUUGGAGAUAAUAGUUGGUAAUGAGUGUUGGCUGUGUAUUCCUGGAUAUGAUCACGUGGCUUGUUGUGUUCUCGUCUACGAUGUCUACAACAGGCAAUCGUUUGAGAAUCUCACUAAGCAUAUUGAAGAGUUCUUUGUCUUGGCUAAUCCAAAAGCCUAUAAAUUCAAGUUCGUUGUCUUGGGGAACAAGAUUGACAAGAUAGGGGAACGAUGAUUUUUUUUUCCUUUUUCUUUUGGAGGCUUUUCUCUCUUUCCUCAUUACAUUUCAAUUAAGAAAGAUUUUGUUGGUUCGGUUUGCUUUUAAACAAUUUAAUUCGGUUCAGAUUUGAUUAUGUUUAUGACAAAAUAUAUCUAUCCAA
This is a messenger RNA of Camelina sativa (false flax), 1040 nucleotides long. The record is from RefSeq and is a predicted model, not a curated record. Lineage: Eukaryota; Viridiplantae; Streptophyta; Magnoliopsida; Brassicales; Brassicaceae.